CUCACACACACACACACGCUCGCACUCUCCUCCUGAUGGCACCCAUCUUCAUCGCUGCAUGUAGGUAGGUAGCUUGCUUUGGAUGAGACGGGAGGAGUGGGCCCGACCGUCGCUGGACCGUCAGACUGCAGCUUCAAGCUCUCUAUUUUGGCCCUUUCCCCAGACUUUUUACCCCAGACUUUGCACUUCGGAGACCGCACUAAAGCCGAUCUGUCAGGAAGUCCCCUCCAGUGGUUGUUCGACCUGGGCCGCGCCAUGCCCGUUUCGGACAAUCAGCCAACCAAAGCAGUCGGACCAUCUUGCUCACCCAGUCAGGUAAUUAGGUACCAUUUCCUAGAAGUAGGAGUGAAGGCAGUGGAAGAGAAGGAGAAAGCGGGGGGUUUUGAUAGGUAAAGAGUCAAGGCAAGGCAAGAGAACAUUGCGUGUACUUUCCUCAGCAUGGAAGUGGUACCUUCCAGAAUAACCUCAUAUGAGCUCACGGAGGAAGGCAUCCAGGAGUGCCAGGGUCGCAGAGAGAGCAAAGAGAAGGAGCUCCUGUGGGUUGUGGUUCUCUCUUUCCCUGUCAGCUCAGGUCUGCCCCCUGGUCCCUGCGCUGCACCUGCUCCCAGCCCGGACCACCCGUCACCUGCCGCCCGUUCCUCGCCGUGCUCCCUCGCAGCAAGUCGCAGGCCUGCGCGCAUCUCAUGAGCUUCCAUGUCACGCGAUCGUCUGGCGACGCCAUUGAUGGGCAGUUACCCCGCCCGGUCUGACGAAACCGUAAUGCAUCGACAAUGGAAUGGCUACCACUCCAAGGCCAAUGCAGGGAGCUUGCUGCUUCUUUCCUCAGUCAGGUAAGUAAGUACCUACGGCUUGCUCAGCUCCAGCUCUGGUCCGACAAAACCGACCACUCCCAGGACCCCAAGCACCACUUUUUCGUCUAAUACGUACGAGUACACCCCCAAUCCAAUGUACAUCUCCAAGUAUCCUCCCACGCCUCACUCUGCACAUCGUAACAUCAGAUACCUCUUCUCGAUACUUCACUUUUGACGGACCCCUCUCUUUCCCUCGUCUCCCCUCUCCUCUCCUUACCUCAGGCCCGCACGCCAGGUCAGGCGCCCGACCGGAUCGACAUCCAUCUACCUCCGCUCCUGCCCCCUCCUUCUCUGCCCUUCUUAAUCCCCUCCUCAUCCCACUUCUCCUCCAACCAUCCAUCUCACAACCACACAUCACCUGUUCAACAAAGGUAGCUACCCCUUUACCCCUUUCCUUCCAAAUCGUCAUCCAUUGAGAGAAGUACGAGAGCUCCUGUUCCUGGGCCUCGGAGCUUGAAGCUUGGAGAAGCUCUUGGGCUGGAGCUUGAGCUUGAGCUUCAGCUCGGGUUGGCAUCAUGGGAAGCUCCCCUAGCUAACAUGCCAUCCAGAUUACUACACAACACGAUCACCUUUGAUCAAACACUUCACACAAAACAAUUGCCAUCAUGACGGAACCGCUCACCAAGGUCGACUCAGCUGUCGAGGGUCUCUCUCAAUCACCACCCAAGGAGUCCAAGACUCGCCGCCAAUCCUCCGCCGCUGCACCUGGUGUGUACAACAUCAAGGACCUUGAGGAACAAAAGAUUGAGCUUGAGCUCGCACCGGAAACACAACGGACAGGAUGGAAGAUCAACACUUCAUCAUCGCAAGUUGAGGACAAGGAAAUCCUCAAGCUGCACCUGUCAAAGCCCCCAGUCAAGAAGAUUGACCUGCACUUCCCUCUUGGCAUGGAAGUAACAGCACGCAACCUCAAGGGAGUAACAAUAAAGGACGCCCUGGACGCCAUCCACAAGGCAUACAAAAAAAGAUCUGACGAUGAGCUCGACAACCCGUACCUGGCAGGCUUUGAAUGGGACAAGGAGGAGUGCUGGACGCGCCUGGUUGUUCACCUCCAGAAGAACCCCGCAAUUGAGAAGAUCGGCGGCGGCGGCGGUGGCAAGAAGAAGAAGAACAAGAAGAACGAGGGCGAGGAGUAAACUGCCCUGGCUCUGCUUCUUCGUAUCAUGUCCAAUACUUCCUGGUAAAACUGCUUGCUUCGCUUUGGCUCAAUAGGCGACUUGGCGCAAUGGGAUAUUGCGAUAGAUAUCGUCGGAUGAUUGUCAAUGGGUACGGGUCUCUGCUCUGGAGCUUGAUGCUUCGAGAUGUAUAGUUAAGAGGAUUAUGGAGUUGACGCUCGAUCGAGCGGGGUGUCUGGCGGUGAUAGCUUGGGUACCCAGUUCAAUUGACUCGUUGGCCUUCCACCUGUUCAUUCAUUUGAAUGUGAGAAUAACGAGUGAUUAUGAACACUUUCAAGAUCCGAGUCCGAAUAGAAAAUGACGCUCAGCCGAGAGAAGUGUGUAGUUCGAGUGAGUGGAUAUGAGUGACAGUCCAUUGCGGCUGGCCUGCAUCUAUCGUGACCCACUCUCCGGGGAGCAAGGGUCCUGCACGCCGCAGCUCCGUAGCGGCUUACCGUGGAUUCCACGUGAAAGCCCACACGCCUGGAAGAUCCUGACUGGAGAAUGAUUUGUAUCAUGGUAGACUAAUGUUGGCUUACAGCUUGAAUCACUACCAAGGACCCUUCAGGCACAAGAUGAGGAUAUUAAUGCUAAAGAAUCCGUCAAACAAUCAAGGGAAG
Molecule: messenger RNA, 2625 nt
Organism: Colletotrichum scovillei
Lineage: Eukaryota; Fungi; Ascomycota; Sordariomycetes; Glomerellales; Glomerellaceae
Exons: 4
Coding region: 1457-1987 (176 amino acids)
Source: RefSeq, a predicted model, not a curated record